This is a messenger RNA of Drosophila obscura, 650 nucleotides long. RefSeq lists its product as uncharacterized. Lineage: Eukaryota; Metazoa; Arthropoda; Insecta; Diptera; Drosophilidae. The record is from RefSeq and is a predicted model, not a curated record. The coding region runs from base 153 to 515 and encodes 120 amino acids. The transcript has a single exon.
AGCCCCAGUCCAGACACAGAACCCAAAGGAACUCCACCACGAGCGGACAAGCCAAAGCCAAAUCAAAUCCAAAAAAAACAAACAAAGUGAUAAUCCCAAUCUAAGAAAACAACACACCAAAACACAAACACAAACACACACACACAUCCAAUAUGCAGCGCACACUCUCCCUCGCCGUGAUCGCAGUGAUUUGCCUAAUCUUCAGUCUGAACAUGACCCAAGGGGCACCCAUCAGCAGCAGCAGCAGCAGCGAUACAGCGGCCAUCCUCUCACCAACAGAUAUCAGCGGGGAGGCAGUGCGUGAGAAGCGAGCCAGUGCGGAUUACUACAGGGGCGACUACUUCAUCUGUUAUCCCAAGAGCGAGGUAUACGCCAAUGCCUACGGAGGCGCCCAUCGGCGCUCGGAUGAUUCCGUGGCCAGUCCACCUCGCUACCUGGCCGAUGACUCCUUCGAGGCUCGCAAGGAUCGCGCCGAUGCCAGACGCGCCGCCUACACUGAUAGCUACGGCAAAUAAACAAACAGGCGACUGGUCGGAAUAAACCCACUGGAAUUGCACAGGUCUAGCUUUAAGAGUUCUCUGGAUAAAAUAUGUUUAUUAAUUUAUUUAAAAAAAAACAAAAAUAAAAUGUACAUAAUAUCUACAUUGAAA